Lolium rigidum is the source of this 1937-nucleotide messenger RNA. Its product is annotated as purple acid phosphatase 22-like. Gene Ontology annotation, molecular function: metal ion binding; acid phosphatase activity. Lineage: Eukaryota; Viridiplantae; Streptophyta; Magnoliopsida; Poales; Poaceae. The record is from RefSeq and is a predicted model, not a curated record. The coding region runs from base 53 to 1699 and encodes 548 amino acids. The transcript has 6 exons.
AAGAGAGCAGAAAGGAUGAAGAAGAGAGAAGCUGCGGUAAAAACUUGCAGCAAUGCUAGCCUCAACCUACCUAUCCCCUCCCUUCCUCCCCUUCCACCACCACACCGCCACCACCACCACGAGCGUGCACCUCCUCUCCGGCGACCCCAACCGCCGUGUCCGCCCACGGCACAUGUCAGGUCCCGUGCUUCUUAAAGCCAAGGCCGUCGACGGCGAUGGCGACGGCCGUGCCGACCUCCUCCUCCCCUCGCGUCGGCACGCCGUCCUCGGCGUGGCCAGGGUCCUCUUCGCGGCGGCGAACGAGCGGUCUCUCCGGUGCAUGAACCAGGCGGCGCUCGGUCGCAGCGUCACCGGCACGGUCGCCGGUGACUUGAUGGUGGGAGCCAUGGCGCACUCGUGGAGGGUGCUCGUGCAGGGGAUCACGUCGCUGGCGUUCUUCUGCGCGCGCGCCGACGAGUACGUCCGGCCGCCGCCGAGCCCACUGGUACUGACGGCGCACGACAAGCCGGCCGAGCAUCCUCAGCAGGUGCAUAUUUCAGUUGUGGGAACAAACAAGAUGAGGAUUUCAUGGGUGACGGACGACCGGAACGCGCCGUCGGUGGUGGAGUACGGCAAAUCUCCGGGGAACUACACGGCGUCGGCAUCAGGCGACAACGCGACGUACCGCUACUUCUUAUACAAGUCCGGCGCGAUCCACCACGUGACGAUCGGCCCUCUCGAGCCCAGCACGACCUACCACUACCGGUGCGGCAAGGCCGGCGACGAGUUCACCCUCCGGACCCCUCCGGCGUCCCUGCCCAUCGAGCUCGUCGUCAUCGGCGACCUCGGGCAGACCGAGUGGACGGCAUCCACUCUAUCGCACAUCGGCGGCGCGGACUACGACAUGCUGCUGCUCCCGGGGGACCUGUCGUACGCGGACACGCAGCAGCCGCUGUGGGACUCGUUCGGGCGGCUGGUCCAGCCGCUGGCGAGCGCGCGGCCAUGGAUGGUGACGGAGGGCAACCACGAGGUCGAGGCGCUCCCCGUGGUGGAGUUCGCGCCCUUCGUCGCCUACAACGCGCGGUGGCGCAUGCCGUACGAGGAGAGCGGCUCACGCUCCAACCUCUACUACUCCUUCGACGCGGCAGGCGGCGCGGCGCACGUCGUGAUGCUGGGUUCCUACGUGGAUUUCGAGGAAGGGUCGGAGCAGCACGCUUGGCUGGAGCGGGACCUCGCCGGCGUGGACCGUCGGAGGACGCCGUGGCUGAUCGUGCUGCUGCACGCGCCGUGGUACAACACCAACCAGGCGCACCAGGGCGAGGGCGAGGCGAUGCGCGCCGCCAUGGAGAGUCUCCUCUACGAGGCCCGCGUCGACGUCGUCUUCUCCGGACACGUCCACGCCUACGAGCGAUUCACGAGGGUCUAUGACAACGAGGCCGACAGCCGGGGCCCGAUGUACAUCACCAUUGGCGACGGUGGCAACAGGGAAGGUCUUGCCCUCAAGUUCAUCAAGGAUCACGAGGCGGCGCACCUGUCGAUGUUCCAGGAGGCGAGCUUCGGGCACGGGCGGUUGAGGAUCGUCAACGAGACGAGCGCCGUCUGGACAUGGCACCGCAACGAUGACGCGCAUGCAACCGUCCGCGACGAGGUCUGGCUGGAGAGCUUGGUGAGUCCAAAGUUGGUCAUGGCAACCGCCGGACGUCGCCUUGACGAGUUGUAGGAUGCUGCAGAUUUCGUCGACCAAGCAGCCCAAGGUCGGUCGUCCGCGCGUUCCAGCCCAGCUCCGCGGAUUUAGGGUGUGUUUCUUUUGGUUCUCCAAGUAGUCCCGCCAAAAUAUCGGUUGUCCAUUCAGUUUUGAUAGUUGUUUGAUUUAUAGUUAAAAUUUAGGCUGCCAACCCUUCUCACUCACGGAUUCUUGUCAAAUAAUUGAUCAAACGUGAGCUAAAGAUUAUCUUGAA